Messenger RNA from Ambispora leptoticha, 1929 nucleotides. NCBI's taxonomy places the organism in Eukaryota, Fungi, Glomeromycota, Glomeromycetes, Archaeosporales, Ambisporaceae. The record is from the annotation of a GenBank genome assembly.
AUGCUAACUGCAACAACAAAGGAAAAUUCUUUGAGAUACAUUACUACCAGUAACAGUAGCGUUAAUAUUAACGUAAUUGGAAGUUUCCAACCAAAUAAUCAAACUAUAGCUUCUUCAUCAAUGAAUUCAAUUUUUGAUGAAGAAAAAGAAUCGGAAAAAACCAUCAAAAACAAAUCGGAUAGCGUGGCCGCACAAGCAUUUAAUUUAUUAGAAUCAGAAUUGAAUACAAUCUUCAUCACAAUAAAUAACGAAAAAGAUAAGGCCAAUAGCUACAAAUUAAUGUCAAAACUACUGUUUGAUAAACUUCACGACAAUUAUUAUAUGCAUGAUUUUUAUUCUGCUUUGGUUUCGAAACUGCUAAUUCGAUGCGUGAUAGCAGGCCAUAAACAUUUUAUGUAUUUGAUUUUCUCCCGAUUCAUUCAACGUAUUAUUUAUGGUGAUGAUGGCCAACCACAACAAAAUUUCCGCUACCCUUCUGCUCAUGUGAUUAAAGUUUGGAACACUGCUCUAUUUAUUUUUGGGCGUGAUAAAAUGCUCGUGAUCGAUACAAUGGAAUUGUACAAAAUAAAAGCUGACACGAAAACAUCGGAAAUAUUAUUGACGACUUAUGCUAAAUCCGGAAAACCUGAUCUCGCAUUCUUUUAUCUUCAAGAAAUAUUAAUGAAACAAAAAAAACCAACAAUCGCUAUUGUGAAUGUAUUAUUAGAAUCAAUAUUGAGUAGUUCAAAAUCUUUACGCAGCUCGAAGGAUAAAAUCGAUAUUAUCAAAACUUUGAUGCAGGCGCCAGAGUUGAGACCAAAUGGGCGUACAAUAGAAAUAUUUUUACAACAUACAAAAUCAUUUAUGGAAAUUGAGGCUGUUUGGAAGAUGGUGAUCGAUUAUGAAUUGCAGCGUAACCAAAAUGUUCAUUCGGAAUUAGUCAAGGCUUGUUUGCGAUUAAUUGACGAGAAAGUAAAUCUUGAAAAUGAUCAUUCAGAGCGAAUUGAAGCGAUGUUUUCAUUAUGUCUUGAUUACUUCUUGAGAUUUGAAAGAUAUUUGUUGCCCGAUGAUAAAAAGUCUGCUUAUAUUUAUAAUUUACUUUUUGAAAGAUGUGCUAAAUACAAGCUUCUCGAUAGAGGAAUACGAUUAUUCGAAAAUAUGGCGUACAAUAAUUUUGAACCAAAGAAAAGUGGCUAUAUACUUUUUCUAAAUGCAUUGGGACAUUCUACUGUAGAUAAUCCUGUUGAAAGUCUUCUUACAUCAUCGUCAUUUUCGACGCCUAUUUCUAAUAAAAAAAGUUCGAACCAAGAAAUACGACAUUACAAAGAUUCGGAACGCAAAAUUGUUUGGCAACUUUUGAAUAAAUUGAAUGAAGAGGAAUCAAUUGUGCAAAACGUUUCAAAAGAUUUAUUCAAAGCUAUAAUACUAGCAUUAGGUCGAGUUGGUGAUAAGUCUACGAUUAUUGAGUUGUUCGAUUAUUGUAUGGCAAAAGACUAUCAACAAGAAGAGGGUGAGCAUCGGCAUCAGCUUCGUUAUAAUCUUAAACAAAUCAAUGAAAAGUUAGGUGUAUUCAUGAAGAAGGCACGAAAUGUUCGAAUAGAUGUGUCAUUAUCAAAUACAUUCAUGCGAGCGAUCUCUUCACCGACAUACGGAAAUAAUGAUUAUUCUGAUCCUUAUUCUACAUUAUCUCUUUUUCGACGGCUACCUCAAAAUCUGAUACAUCCCAAAACCACUUUUGAACUAUUGAAUAAUAACUAUUCUUUACCAUUAUUAGAAUCAGAAUCAACAGCUGAAAUAUCAUCAAGAAGUAAUUAUAUAGUAAAAAAUGAUCUUCAAUUAGCAGAACGCGAGAUUAUUUUGGAUGCGAUUGUAAAAGGCAUUGUUAAAGAAGUUGGAAAUGUACAACAAAAUAUAGAUACUUCAGAAUGUAUCGAUUUAAUUGAUGAUUGG